Molecule: messenger RNA, 1215 nt
Organism: Stegodyphus dumicola
Lineage: Eukaryota; Metazoa; Arthropoda; Arachnida; Araneae; Eresidae
Source: RefSeq, a predicted model, not a curated record
AUGAGAGGUUACUCCUGGGGCCUCAACAGCAAAAUCAUGAAAAUAUUACUCAAAACUGUAAUCAACAAAAUCAUCACCUAUGCAGCAGCAAUAUGGGCAUUUCCAAUGACAGAGCGCAAAAGAAGAUUAUUAAAUUCAAUUCAGCGACCAUUCUACUCAAACAUAACAAGAGCAUAUGUCACAACUUCAACAAACGCCCUGCAAACACUCGCCGGAGUUAUUCCCCUACCAAUAAAAACUCAAGUAGAAGCAAUCUCGACAAAAGUAUUACAGCUAAGAAAACCAACAAAAUUCGCAGAUACCAUUUUCCACCCUGAUGAAUAUAAAGAAAAACCCCAAAAAUACCAGACACAUCCACCUAACACCAAUAUAACAGCUUUCACAGAUGGAUCCAAAAUUGACAAUAAAGUGGGCUGUGCAGCAACAAUCUGCAUCAACACCAGUACACCUCAAUCAGCACCAGCAUCAGUUCACUCGGAAUGGCAGGGGCACCUGAGAUCAAAUAACAGUGUCUACCAGGCCGAAUUAACCGCUAUUCGCCUCGCCAUCAACCACCUGCUACGAGACCCAACAGACACCAUUCAUAUCGUGACAGACAGUCAGUCAUCUAUACAAGCUAUUCAAAGCUUCUACACCAACUCACCAAUAGCACAGGACAUCCAGAAGACCAUAAGGACAAGUAAUAAGCAGUUCAUUCUCUCAUGGACCAGAGGCCAUAAUAAUUGCGAAGGCAAUGAGAGGGCGGACUUCCUUGCAAAACAGGCAGCACUUCAAGUCGGUGACGGUAUAAACAUCCCCUGGCCACAAUCGGCAUUAAAAUCAAAGCUCAAACAACUUGCAACUGAGACAUGGCAGCAAGACUGGGAAAAUGGUACAACAGGACGACGUACCUGCAGCUUUAUACCGAAGAUAGACGAUACACGCACAGUAUCCAACUAUUUCUUGACACAAUAUAUCUCAGGUCACGGCCCUUUCCCUACAUAUUUCUUGGAAAGAAAUUUUACUUCUACUGAUUUGUGCGUAUGUGGGGAAAAAAGCGACCCUGACCAUUAUGUCUUUCAUUGCCCACUAACCGCCAACCUACACGUCAAACACCCUACUCAAGUGGGAAUGGAAUUUAAAAGAUUCCUAAUCAACCAUCAACACACCUACAAAAACAUUAAACUAAUCAUAGACAAGCUACAACAACAAGGUAGAGAACUAUGCCACUCAUAA